AUCCGCAGCGCCGAGGGAAGAUGGCGGCCGCCAGGGCGAUAGCCGCCCUGGGUCGGCGCCUCGCGGGCGCGCUGCGGCUGUCAGGAGCGCGGCCGGGCCUGGUGGCUGCCGGCCUGCCCGGCUUAACGCUGAACCCGUGCCACAGGAACCUGGCACAAGCCGAGCCCCUCUGUCACGCAAGGUUUCUGCAUGCUACGCUGCCUCGGAAGGGCCUGGAGGAGUUCUUCGAUGACCCAAAAAACUGGGGAGAGAAAACAGUGAAGUCCGGGGACGCAUGGAAUAUAAAGCAGCUAAGGGCCAAGAGCAGUCAAGACUUGCACAAACUUUGGUAUGUCCUAUUGAAGGAAAAGAACAUGCUUUUAACUUUAGAACAAGAAUCAAAACGACAGCAGAAGCCCAUGCCAAGUCCAGAACGAUUAGAAAAGGUACAAAAGUCUAUGAAAAAUAUUGACUUGGUUGUCAGAGAAAGAGAAAUUGCUUUGAGACUUCUACAAACUGGCCACGAAAAGCCAGUACCUGGAGAGUGGAGAAAUGACUUCUUGGGCCGCACCUACUGGUAUUCAUACAAGGAAUGGCCAAUACCAUGGUACCUGAACAAAAAAUACCAGAAGAGGAAAUUUUAUUACUUACCCCAUGUUAACCGCUUCAUCAGGCUUAGACUUGAAAAAAAAUUACGUCUACGGAACAGACGGCAAAACUUAGAGAAGAAGAAGCGGAAACUCUUAGAGAAAAAGUUCCCUCACCUUGCUGUAAAAUCUCAGAGCCAGUAACAUCCUGAAGAGUGCUGUAAGCAGUUGGGUGUCUUUGUGACCAGAACAUGGAAGCAAGUUCUGAAACCAGUGAACAACUUGACUGAGCAUUCCUCAUGACCUCCAUCUUUAUUUUAUCUCACACUUAGCCUAAAUUAAAUUUGUGAUUUGAAAUUAAA
Molecule: messenger RNA, 928 nt
Organism: Gallus gallus (chicken)
Lineage: Eukaryota; Metazoa; Chordata; Aves; Galliformes; Phasianidae
Gene: MRPL47
Product: mitochondrial ribosomal protein L47
Exons: 7
Coding region: 21-770 (249 amino acids)
Biological process (GO): mitochondrial translation
Cellular component (GO): mitochondrial large ribosomal subunit; mitochondrial ribosome
Molecular function (GO): structural constituent of ribosome
Source: RefSeq, a predicted model, not a curated record